This is a messenger RNA of Osmerus eperlanus (European smelt), 5417 nucleotides long. It is a transcript of the gene lmo7a, whose product is annotated as LIM domain 7a. The transcript is spliced from 31 exons. Gene Ontology annotation, biological process: regulation of signaling; regulation of cell adhesion. Bases 275 to 4648 code for a protein of 1457 amino acids. Gene Ontology annotation, molecular function: protein binding. The record is from RefSeq and is a predicted model, not a curated record. Lineage: Eukaryota; Metazoa; Chordata; Actinopteri; Osmeriformes; Osmeridae.
GAGCGCAAAGAAACUAAAGCGUAAUCUGGGCGAUCGAUUCCAUUGUAAGAAGGGGAAAAGAGAAAGUUGUAUUUAUACUUCACUAACUGAAGCUACGGAUUGUAAAUGCUCUCUCCGUCUGUUAACCUAGUUUUUCACUCGUAGAGAAUCCAGAUAAUGUGUUUGAUCGUUUAACCAUUUUGUAAACGAAAUAGCAUCGUGGUUUGGACAAGGUGUGUGGCUCGGGACACGAGUUGGAACAACAGAGUCGCGCGCGCUUGGAUUAAGUUUGCUGAUGAUGGAGUGGCGCGAGCAAUCUGCUGUCAGCUGUGAAGAUGCUUUCUCUGAAGCGCAGAGAUGGAUUGAGGCGGUAACCAAGAAAACAUUCGGGAGCAACAACUUCCGAUCUGCGCUGGAGAAUGGAGUGCUGUUGUGUGAUCUCGUCAACAGGAUCAAGCCAAGUAUCAUCAAGAGGGUGAACAGGCUCUCCACACCCAUUGCUGGACUGGACAACCUGAAUGUCUUCCUGAGGGCUUGCGGGAAGCUGGGACUAAAGGAAGCGCAACUUUUUCACCCCGGAGACCUCCAAGACCUGUCCAGCAGAGUCACUAUCAAACGUCAAGAGACCAGCAGGAGACUGAAAAAUGUGUUGAUCACCCUGUACUGGCUUGGCAGGACAGCACAAAACGACCCUUUCUAUCAUGGACCUUACCUAAACCUCAAGGCUUUUGAGGGAUUACUUGGCAUAGCACUUUCAAAGGCACUCGAGGACUCUGUGGGCCAGAGCGGUGGCAGCAGCAGCGUGAGAGACAGUGGUUUCGGAGACGGCUGGUACUGCGAGAGAGAGGACCUGUUCUACCUGAGAGGAGGAGGACGGCAACACAGGAGGGAGAACUCCCUGGACAGUCUCGACUCUGAGGGCUCGCGACCACCCAGCAUCUCAUCUGACACCACUCUGAAAGACGGCAGCGAGGGUUGUUUCAGUGACGCCGAAGUAGAUUCCCUCUUCAAGAUGGCCGACAGCAAGGACCCCCUCCAUUACCGCCGCUCGCUGGUGGUCACGCCCAAGACAGCCACCCAGUUCAACCAGUUCCUGCCUACCAAGGACAAGUUCUCGGGCUACGUCCCCGCCCCGCUGCGUAAGAAACGGGCCGAGCGCCAGGAAGACAACCGCAGGAGCUGGGUGGGCCCCCAGUUUACAGAGGAGGACGGCACCUUCACCAGAGCUCUCCGUAAGCCCGAUGCUAGUGACGGGAGUAAAUCUAUGAGUGACAUAUCAGUGGACCCAGCCAGUCUAAGACAAGUGCGCUACGAGGAGCUGCAGAAAAUUCGUGAGCAGGUGAAGGAGAGUGAAGACCAGUGGCAGGAUGACCUCACCAAAUGGAAGAACCGCCGGCGUAGCGUGAACUCUGACAUUGUGAAGAAGAAGGAGGAGAGAGAGGAGGUCGAGCAGUUCACCCUGACUGGAAGCAGCAGCAGGAGGUCCAAGACCUUCAGAGAGAUGCAGGAGGAGAGAGAGAACCGGGACACCAAGAGUUCUCUCAGCAAUCGUCUCAGCUCCCUGACCUCUCUGGACCAGGACGUGUUUGAGGAGCCGGCCCCUGCUCCUCGGACCCGUACCCUCCCCACCAGGAGCUACACCGUCGACAGCCCGUACGCAGCCGAGGACCGCCCCACUGCUCGCUCCGUGCCCCCCCUGAGGGAGGACCCCCCUUCCGCCAGGCUGGAGCCCAACAGGGCCAUCUUGCCCCCCGCUGUGCACAAGGGGGUUACGGGGGACCUUCCUACCGCCAGCAGCCGUAGCUCCAUCUUUAAACCUUCCAACCCCCCAGCCACUAUGGAGAUUAGCUGCAACCCAGUCAACACAGCGGAGGACACCUCUGCCCCAGCCCCCAGCCUUCUGAUCAAAGCACCCGAGUCCAGGCUCCCCUGGGCGAGCAGGCAGGCCAAGGAGACCCCCUCUUUUGGCCCUCUGGAUGAGCAGCCCCAGCCUGGCUACAGCCUGCCUCCCGGGGUGUCUCGGGUUUCCGCCUCUCUCCCCAGGAGUUACCAGAGAUCGGAUAGCGCCCGCCUCACCUCAGUCGUCACGGCGCGGCCCUUCGGGACACAGUCCACCCGGAUCACUUCCCUGCCCCGAGCCUUCACCAUGGACGAGUCUCUGAGGCGCGUGAACGGCGAGCCGGAGACCGCCAGCAAGCCUCCGCCCUCCAUCCCUGUCCUCGGCCGCUACGGCCAAGCCAUGACCUUUGAGCACGAGGCCCGCUCCAGCUCAGCCCAGAGCAGCAACGAGGAGGAGGAGGAAGAGGAGGAGGAGGAGGAGAGGAGUGGGACCCCCACACCGAGUGUUUCCCCUGUGGUUCCCCAGAUCAAGAAUGACCCCUCCGGCCCCCAGACCAAGGCUGUGUCUCCCACUCCAGUCCCAGUCAGCCCCACAUCCCCAAAGGACACCAACCAGGAGAGUUUCUGCGACAUGCGCAUCAGUCUGAACCAGAAGCCCAACAGCAGCACAGACUUUGGUUUCCAUGCCGACUGGGACUCCACCGGAGUCCACAUCACAUCCAUGCAGACAGGCAGCCCAGCGGAGCAGUGCCAGCUGCAGUUGGGCGAUGAGGUGCUGGCGGUGAGCGGCCACAAGGUGUCAGACAUGAGCUACCCUGAGUGGAAGGGCAGCCUGGAGGACGCCCUGCAGCAGGGCAGCCUGGUGUUGGACCUACGACGCCACGGCAAGAACCACUGGGACAGAGACCAUCCUUCCCUGCCGUUUAAAAGCCAUAAGAUCAUCAAUCUGACCAGUAUGGAUCAUCCAACACUUGUAGGUGGCCCCGACAAACCCACCGUCAACACCACCAGUCUGGACUUCACCUCCUCCACAUCCACCCAGAACACCAAGGAGGUCCCCAGCCACCCAAUCAUUGACAUGGCCUCCAACGGAGUUAAUGGCGGUUUCCGUGACAAACCAGUGACCCUGAGGAACAAAGAGUCAGAACCCAUUUCUUUGAAAAACUUAAAACGGAGAUCAGAGUUUUUUGAACAAGGAGGAUCCGAGUCUGCAAUAUCCGAUCUGGCUGUUCCCUCCAUCGCCCCGUCCUCCAGCCGCUGGUCCUGGGACCCAGAGGAGGAGCGCAGGAGGCAGGAGAAGUGGCAGAGGGAACAGGAGGUCCUCCUGCAGGAGAAGUAUAAGCGAGACCAGGAGAAGCUGGAAGAGGAAUGGCGUAGGGCCCAGCAAGAUGCUGUGAAUCAGGGCAGCACACACCAGCAGGAGAUGAGUCUGGAGGUGGAGAACAACAGGAGCAUCAGCCCUCACUCUCCCCUCUCCCCCCUCAGCCAGCCGACUCCCCCCUGGCAGGAGCAGGAGGAGUCACAGGCUCAGGCUCUGGAGGAGGAGAGGAGCCGGCUGGAGGAGCAGGAGCGGAGGAGGCAGGAGGAGGAGAGGAGGAAGAGGGAGGAGGAGGAGAGAGACCUGGAGCGCCUGCAGGAGGAAAGGAAGAGACUAGAACAGGAGGAGGAGAAGGAGAGGAGGAGGAGGGAGGAGGAGGAGCUGAGGUGGCAGAGGAAGAGACAGGAGGAGAGGGAGGAGGAGAGGAGGCGUCAGGAGGAACAGCAGCGUAAAGACAGGGAGAGGGACCAGGAGAACCAGAGGGGAGGUGACUCCUAUGGCUAUGCCCAGGUCCAGCCUGAGCUGUCCAUGACUGACAGGGUGAAGUCCAAAUCUACACCCCACCUGGACGAUGUGGACCAUGCCGAUUCGAGAGGCCGCUCCGGCCGUCCGGGGGGCAUGGCCCAGAGGCUGCUGGAGGAGGAGCUGAGACGCCAGCAGGACAGGAGGGCCCAGGGCCAGAGGGCCGCGUCCCAGCUCGAGCUGGAGAGGAGGGACAUCCUCAACGCCAUGAGAUACAGGGAGCCAGAGAGAGUGACCAGCAGUGGGCUGGCUGAGGCCUCAUGGGGGAAGAAAGGGGACAGCCUGUCUCAGUCGGAGGCCGAGCGACAGCAGAUCCUGCGGGAGAUGAAAAAGAAGACCCAGCUCCUGACUGACAACAGCUGGAUCCGCCAGAGAUCCACCAGCACCACCACCAGCAAGGAGCCUAUUGACCUGGCUGGCCCCAUUCGCAGAGGCGAUUCCCUGGACAACUUGGACGCGCCCCGCUCCUCCUGGCGCUCCUCAUGGACCCCAGGAAGCACCUCCUCCAUCCCCAACUACAGCCGGCCCCACUCCGCCAUGUCUGCCAGCGGCGGAGGAGCAGGGGCUGGGGGCUGGGCUCGCCCCGGGUCAGCCACCUUUCCCUCUUCCUACUCCAUGAGCUCCCUGCGAGCGGGCGGAGGGAACCCCUCGUCCUCCUGGUCCCAGCGCUCCUCCUCCCCCACCUCCCCCUCCCCCACCACGUCUCCCGAGCCCCCGGCUGAGCAUCACCUGCCCUCCCAGCAGCAACGCAGCAGGUCAGUGAGUGGCAAGAAAAUCUGUACGUUGUGUGACUCGCCGCUGGGCAAGGGAGCAGCCAUGAUCAUCGAGUCCCUGGGGCUCUGUUAUCAUUUGGGCUGCUUUAAGUGUAUUGACUGUCUGUGCGACCUGGGAGGAUCAGAAGCAGGGGCAGAGGUCAGAAUACGCAACAAACAACUCUACUGUAACUCCUGCUAUGUGCGCUUCAAAACUGGACAGCCCACCUCCAUGUGACCUCCCUGGGCUCCAGCUCAUCCAGGAAGAGACCUGUCCUGACAACCCAUAGUCACUGCUGCCAUGGCAACAAGCCCGGCCACCUCUAGGAAACGAGUUCAGCGGUAUACCUGCGUUGACAAUAACAAUGGGCCUAAUUUCUUUAAUGAAACGUAUUCCUUGUUUUUACAUUGUGUGUGACAGGGUGAGAUUGAUAUCAAAGUUAUCCAAGUUAACUUGUCUAUAAUAUCAAAGUAUUACAAAUCUACUCGUAUAAAGUAUAAGGGACGUGCAUGCACCGGCGAGUUUUAGUCAACGUUUUAGGAUGGAGCUGUACACACAUACGGAUCCCAUCAAUAAGAUGAUUCAUUGUAAUCUCCCAGAGAGAUCACUUAUCAUGUAGGAUCGCAAGAAUGGCUGGACAGUCCUGCUUCUUCUCACUCAUCUGUCACUAGCUUCCUUUCUGCUGUCCAGUUCCACACUCUAGUCAGGUCGCCUAUGUUAAACUAUAAGAUUAUCUCGUAAUUUUUAUGAAUGUGCCUUCUCGUUUGUGACUGGGGAAAAGAUUGUAGAUCAAAUGAAUUUAAGGAUAUUUAAAUACUUGUGGUUGGUUGAAGAGCGCUUAUUGUGGGAUUUGGUUUUUCUCAUUAAUAGAAUGAUGCCUUCACGUUUGAGCAGCAGUUGGUGUUGUUGUUGUUUUACCAGAGAGGAAAUUUAUCAUAUAUUUACCAUAUGGCAUUGAGGUAAAUUUUGUUGAAUAACAUUUGUAAAUAAAACAACCAAAUUGUGA